Messenger RNA from Scleropages formosus (Asian bonytongue), 2987 nucleotides. RefSeq names its product glycerol-3-phosphate acyltransferase 2, mitochondrial (gene gpat2). Gene Ontology annotation, biological process: fatty acid metabolic process; piRNA processing; glycerol-3-phosphate metabolic process. Gene Ontology annotation, molecular function: glycerol-3-phosphate O-acyltransferase activity. Gene Ontology annotation, cellular component: mitochondrial membrane. The transcript has 23 exons. The coding region runs from base 264 to 2618 and encodes 784 amino acids. NCBI's taxonomy places the organism in Eukaryota, Metazoa, Chordata, Actinopteri, Osteoglossiformes, Osteoglossidae. The record is from RefSeq and is a predicted model, not a curated record.
GCCACGCGCGGGAAAAUCGCGUUCCGGCGAAACUGAGAGGAUCGAGGUGUGACCUGCAAACGCGGUGAAUUCGGAAAAAGGGAAGACGGGAGGUACGGACUUGAUUGAUAAGGACCGCAUUGAAAAGAAAGGUCAGCUUCAUUCCUUUGGAGAGGAAGUGCCUUGGUGCCAGGGUACCAUCCCCAGGAGACAUACUUCUGCUGCUGAUAAAGGUGACACCCUUCCCCGUAUCAGAUCAUCCCCUGCGGAUGUACUGUUAAAAGAUGUAUAGCCCUGACCCCCCUGAGAUGUUUGCCAGGAAGUACUGUCAGCCAAGACACGUGUCUUCCUGGGGACUUGGGAUCAAGAGGAGGCUAAAGGCGGUGCCGCCAGUCUUGGCCAUGUUCAGACCACAAGUGGGACAGUGCUGCCACCAGUGCACACCCAAAAGCAGGGAUGUUAAGCUGCUGCAGAGAUCCCCCUCCUUGGGUUUCCAGAACCUGAUACACAUCAGUGAGAAGAACACCAGGUACCGUGGCUGGCUGGUGAGAAGGCUGUGCUGCGUGCUGCUUGUUGGCAGCCGCAAGGUGUAUUGCAACACUCCUGGGGACAGGGGGGACCGACUCUGCAAGAGCACUGGGGUGAAGAAGGUUCUCUCCUCCACAGACCCUCUGUCUGAUGAGGAAAACCAGCAGGGUCUGACUCUCAACACCAGGGAGCUGACCACCCACAUCCAUCCUCUCAUCAGCACCUGCAUCUCACCUCUGCUGCUCCGCAUCGCCAGCUGGGUACUACUAAAGCUCUUCAGAGGCCUUUUCUACAGCGUCCAGGUUAACCUGAACCAUGUGGCUGCCCUGCACAGAGUCACAGCACUGGGGCAUCCCCUGGUUUUCGUGUCGCAGCAGCAGCGUGGCCUCGAUUACAUGCUAAUAGCACUCGUGCUCUUCUGCCACAACCUGCAAGUGCCAUACACAGUCUGCCACCUUCGGCCGGGCAGCACCUGGAUCAGGUUGAUCCUUCAGCGCCUGGGUGUGAUAUUCCCUCCUCCCCAGGCAGAGCGGGAUGUGGACGACAGCGGCCUGCACGAAGCCAUCAUGACUUCCUUCAUUGGCGAGUUGCUGCGGGAGGGUCGGAGUGUGAGCUUUGGCCUGGCCGUGUCCAGCGGGCAAGGGGCACGCUGGCUGGCACGGAUACGAGAGGUAGUGAGAGAUGGCGCUGUGCCCGACGUCAGUCUGGUACCUGUGUCUGUUGCCUACGACCGCGCGCCCCAGCUCCACAUGCAGGCCCAGCAGGGUGUGCUCUCCUUGCUCUGCUCCCUUCUCUCUCUCUUGUGUGAAGGAGCCCAAGGAAGUGUCCGGAUCCACUUUGCCCACCCCUUCUCACUCAAGGAGAUGUGUGACACUGGAAAGUACCAUGUGGCUGGAGCACGCCCCCUACAGGAGGUUCUCAUCCCUGUAAUACUUGACAACAGGUUAGAUCAUUUAUUCAGGCAGAAGACCAUGUCCUGGAUGUUGCAUCCAUCCUUCUGCCCUGACCUGCCCCCAUCUGAGAGACAGCUCACCAUCUACCUCACUCAACAUCUCCUGUACUCCACUGCUUCCUGCACAGCUGUGAUGUCCACCGGCCUUGUGUCCUGUCUUUUGCUGCAUAAGCAUCCUAAGGGGCUGCACCUGUCCCGGCUCUCCCAAGAUCUCUACUGGCUCCUCAGGGAGGUGCUUUUCCGUAAACGGGAUGUGGGAUUCGGGGGCUCCCUUUCGGUGGUGCUGUACCACGCUCUGUCUGUACUGCAGCCCCACCUUGUCUUGGUUUCUCCGUCUGAUGUGAUGGACCCCUUCCUCGCCCCUCGAUCCUCCCCUGCUGAUGUCCUUGCCCUGGCUGGGCACUGUCAGUCCCUCACCCAUGUCUUCAUAAAAGAGGCUGUUGGAGCCUGCACCGUGUCGUCCAUGUUGCGAGAGGUGGCCUGCUGUGGCGGAAAGGGAGAGGUGGAGUUUGGUGUGGCAUUCUGCCAGGGGAAGCUGACAGAGACAGCCUUGAAGCUUUCCCACCUGCUGCCAGCUGGGUACAUUCCGCCGUGCACAUCAGCCCACAGCUUCGCCCUAGAUGCAGUGGACAGCCUGGUGCACUGCGGCAUCCUGGUCAAGGAGGAGCUGUUGCAGGACCAUUGUGUCUAUGACUUCUGGAGGAGACGGAAAGAUCUGCUGUGGCGCUCCAGCGAUGAUAUGGAUUACAGCGACUCAGACUGUGAGGAGCAGGAACUCUGCUGCUACAAGCUCAGUCAGCCUAGCCAGUGCACAGACCUGCUCUUUUUCCUGUGCAGUUUGCUAAGUGUCUACCUGAGGGCCCUGUCUUGGGCCAUUGAGUGGCUGGAUCUUCUGCGCAGCCCUCUCCCUGAGCCGGACAGCCAGGCACUCCUUCGCAGUUUCCUGCAGGACAGGGUCAUUCAGGGCCGGAGACAUUACGAGAGUUCUUCAGCAGACAUGGCAGAGGCAGCAGUGCGUACCUUUAUUGAUCUGGGGGUGCUGGAGAAGGUGGAAAGCGGGGACGGGGGUGUCCCGGUCCUGGGCCUGAGCCCCCUGUUCCAGCAGCAGGAGAGCAGGGAGAAGCUGGGCUCCUUCGUCCAGCAGUUCCUGCACACCUAGAACUCCCUUUCGCUGUGUCCAUGUUCCACCAAGAUGAUCUUCAGUGUCUAUUUUUGUGUUUGAUUUUUGCAACAACUUUCAUAUUUGAGAAGGUGAACCUUGAGUAUUUUCAUAUUCACUGUCUUUAGUUUUAGAGGCUUUUUUCAGGAUGUUCUCGUUUUCCGUUUGUAUUUGGAGUUGCUUUAAAUCAUUGUAUUUAAGGAACCACUGAAAAUCAGAAGAAAGUUUCUAUUUUUAACUGAAGGAGCAGUUAUUUUAUUUAGUAUAGUUUAAUUCGUGAAAUAAAUGUGAUGGUUGACCCCACAGACUGAAAGUGUGCAAGAAUUGAUUUGUAUAGUGAAUUGUUGACAUUUCUUUAAGUGAUUUCCC